This is a messenger RNA of Panonychus citri (citrus red mite), 762 nucleotides long. Its product is annotated as very low-density lipoprotein receptor-like. The transcript is spliced from 2 exons. Gene Ontology annotation, molecular function: protein binding. Lineage: Eukaryota; Metazoa; Arthropoda; Arachnida; Trombidiformes; Tetranychidae. The coding region runs from base 1 to 648 and encodes 215 amino acids. The record is from RefSeq and is a predicted model, not a curated record.
AUGAAUUUCGAUGCGGAAAUGACCGAUGUAUUGACCAGUCUCAAUAUUUUCCAUAAUUUCGAUUGCCAAUCAGGAUAUUGUAAUAGAAUAGACGAUUGUGGUGAUCGAUCAGACGAGAAGACCUGUUCAAAACUGACUGGUUCCUAUAGUUUCGACUGUCAACGUUUAUUUAUCCCGAGUAACUGGCACUGUGAUGGUGUUGUCGAUUGUUACAAUGGUCUUGACGAGAAAAACUGUCCAUCUACUAAAAACUGUACUGAUAAUCAAUUCAAAUGUGAUAAUCGUAAAUGUAUUCAUGUCGAUUCAGUUUGUGAUGGAGUCGAAGAUUGUUGGGACAGAUCAGAUGAAAAGAAUUGUAAUUCAACUAAAUGUGCACAAAAUCAAUUUGAUUGUGGUGACCGAUGUAUUCCAUUACAAUGGCGAUGUGACAAACGAAAGGAUUGCUUGAAUUUAAAGGAUGAAAUUAACUGUAACACUGUCAUGUACAGAUCCUAUCGACUUGAUUCAGAUCUUGAAUGUGUCGAGGGAACAUUUCCAUGUGCCGAUAAAUCAGGAUGUAUAUCAAACGAUUUUGUUUGUGACAAAUAUCCUAAUUGUAAAGAUCAUUCUGAUGAAAUGAAUUGUCCUGAUAGAAACGAUUUAGUAUAAUCACAAAUAAACAAUUAUUCAAGUGUUCGAUUAAGAUAAAGUCGAUUGCGAUGAGUUUGGACUCUUGAAUUUGUACAUUGGAGUCGAAAUAAAUCCAACAGAAAAUGAUAAUCA